Molecule: messenger RNA, 306 nt
Organism: Cooperia oncophora
Lineage: Eukaryota; Metazoa; Nematoda; Chromadorea; Rhabditida; Trichostrongylidae
Source: the annotation of a GenBank genome assembly
AUGGAUUUCGCUGGAAACAUCAAACGAUGCGAAGCUGACAGGGUCCCUUGUCCGGGCUCCCACGAAUGCGUUGGGCGUGGAAUGGAGUCAGUAUGCUGUCAGAAAGCAGAUCGUAUAUGCCACGUCUCAGUUCAUGCUGGUUCUCCGUGUGGAGCUCCACCCCAGACAAGGUACUACUACGAUGCAGCGUCGAAACUUUGUCGUUCGUUCACAUUCACCGGUUGUGGUGGCAAUGAGAAUAAUUUUAAGACCAAAGGAGAAUGCACACAAUUCUGCAGCAAUGAAAUCAUUUGUCCCUCGAGGUGA